Molecule: messenger RNA, 2900 nt
Organism: Gasterosteus aculeatus aculeatus (three-spined stickleback)
Lineage: Eukaryota; Metazoa; Chordata; Actinopteri; Perciformes; Gasterosteidae
Source: RefSeq, a predicted model, not a curated record
UCCGGGAGGAGGAGGAGUAGGAGGAUUGGGGGGGGGGAGAGAAAGGGCGAACGAGCACAUCACCGCCGACCGUCCGUCCCUCGGAUCCCAGCCGACUUUGGAGAAUGUCGAGGAAGCUUCACAGGACGGAGGUCUGCGCCGACUGCAGCGCGCCAGACCCGGGAUGGACCAGCAUCAACCGAGGGGUCCUGAUCUGUGACGAGUGCUGCUCAGUCCACCGCAGCUUGGGCCGCCACAUCUCCAUAGUCAAGCACCUGAGGCACAGCGGAUGGCCUCCCGCGCUGCUGCAGAUGGUUCAGACCCUGGCCAGCAACGGGGCCAACUCCAUAUGGGAACACAGUCUCCUGGACCCUGCUCAGGUACAGAGCGGUCGAAGGAAACCCAACCCCCAGGACAAAGUCCAUCCCACCAAGUCCGAGUUCAUCAGAGCCAAAUACCAGAUGCUGGCCUUUGUGCACAAGCUGCCCUGCCGCGACGAUGAUGGCGUCACCACCAAGGACCUCAGUAAGCAACUACACUCGAGUGUGCGGACGGGGAGUUUGGAGACGUGUCUUCGGCUCCUGUCCCUCGGCGCUCAGGCCAACUUCUUCCACCCGGAGAAGGGCACCACGCCGCUCCACGUGGCCGCCAAGGCGGGGCAGAUCCUGCAGGCCGAGCUGCUGGUGGUGUACGGCGCCGACCCCGGAGCGCCCGACAUCAACGGACGCACCCCGAUGGACUACGCGAGGCAGGCCGGCCACGUGGAGCUAGCGGAGCGGCUGGUCGAGUGUCAGUACGAGCUCACGGACAGGCUCGCCUUCUACCUUUGUGGGCGGCGUCCAGAUCACAAGAAUGGCCAUUAUAUCAUUCCUCAAAUGGCGGACAGAGCUCGUCCUAAGUGCCCAACACAGAGUCUGGACCUCUCAGAGCUGGCCAAGGCGGCCAAGAAGAAGCUCCAAGCGCUCAACAACCGGCUGUUUGAGGAGCUCGCGAUGGACGUCUACGACGAGGUGGACCGCAGAGAAAACGAUGCAGUGUGGCUCACGACCCAGAACCACAGCACGCUGGUGACGGAGCGCAGCGCGGUGCCUUUCCUUCCAGUCAACCCCGAGUACUCUGCCACGCGCAACCAGGGCCGCCAGAAGCUGGCUCGCUUCAACGCCCGGGAGUUCGACACGCUCAUCAUCGACAUCCUGAGCGACGCCAAAAGGAGGCAGCAGGGGAAAGGGACUCAGCAGCCCUAUUGCAGCCGCUGCUAUCAGUCUGAGCCUGAAAAUGAGUUUGCUCCUUCAGACACUCUGGAUCUGGGCAUCGAUGACGACCAGCACGACUACGACAGCGUAGCGUCCGACGAAGACACCGACAGCGAGCUGACCGCCCAGAACAACAACAACACGCAACGCAGCAACCGGGCAAAGAGUAUGGACUCGUCGGACCUGUCGGACGGCCCCAUCACCCUGCAGGAGUACCUGGAGGUGAAGAAGGCUCUGGCCUCCUCCGAAGCCAAGGUGCAGCAGCUGAUGAAGGUCAACAACAACCUGAGCGAGGAGCUCCGGCGGCUCCAGAAGGAGAUCACGCGGAUGCAGACAGAGAACAGUGCGCUGCGGGGGGGCCAGCAGGCUGGGGGGCCAGCUGGCCAUGGGGUAGGGGGACCCGGCGGCGGAGGAGGGGGCGGCGGCCACUGGCAUGGGGGCGGGAUGAGGGGAGGAGUAGGCGCAGGGGGCAUGGGUGGGUUCGGGACAGGAGCGGACCCCCCAGGGCUGUCGGUGCCCUCCUCUGCCGUCCCCAACUCCCACCCCCACCGGAGGGACCGCCAGGCCUUCUCCAUGUACGAGCCGGGUGCGGCCCCCGGCCCCACGGCCCAUGGUCUCCCAGUCCUGGACUCCCUGGCAGCCCGCCUGCAGCCCCUCAACACACCCAGCGUAAGUUACGGCUCCCUCGCCUUGUUGGCUUCCAGCGCCUCGCGGCUGCAGGUGGAGUGCCGCAAGGCGGCGCCCUCGGAGCCCGGGGCCCCCGCGGUGGACUACCAGCUCCUCACCCAGCAGGUCAUCCAGUGCGCUUAGGACAUGCCCAAGGCCGCCAAGCAACUGGUCACCAUCACCACCCGAGAGAAGAAACAGUGACCCGGCCCCGGCGUGGAUGCAGGGGGGGGGGGGGAAGAGGAGGAGGGAACGUAUGGAUGCACGCGGUGGGGCCGGGAGGAAUGGGAGGGGCUUCUGCAGCAGGUGCAGGAGUGUGAACGCCAGGUCACACUCUAGAUGUGGGGAGAGGGGAGGGAGUUGGGAGAGUGCCGGGUGUGCAGUGAGGAAAGAAGAAGUUUGGAAUAUGCACAGAAAAGGGUCGGUUGAUCCAUCGUCUGGUGGUCACACUAACAGAGGACCGGAAAGGGAGAAAUCACCCAACUGGGGAAGAGAAAGGUGGCAUAAACGACGGAGAUCCGCCGUCCCGAGUCACGUGUGAAUAAUAAAGCGCCACCGACUGUGAUGAGCAUACGUGAAACCCGCCGACGGAGAUGUACAGAGAAACCAGAGACGUCAGCGCUUUAUUUAUUCCCACCUGUCAGUCGUCGGCCCGCCCCCUCCCUGUUUACCUGAGCUAGAGAGAGAGGGCGGGUGCGCCGCGAGAGAGGGAGGUAAAUAUCGCCAUGACAUACCCCCAAUCAUCUCCACCCCCCCAUCGUCGGUGGUACCCAGCAUGACGCGGCAUGUUUUCUCUCCUCUUUUGCUCUGUUUCGACCGGUCGGGUCUGCGCCUCCCGACUGACUCGCACCAACAAAACUUACACUGGAUUUACUUACAUUUUCUUAUCCUUGUUGUUUAUAAUGCAUCAUGUUUUUGUUUUUAUCGAUAUUUUUACUGUCAUCUUGAUUUAACUGUUUAUUUUAUCGUCUCAAAUGGGAUUUAAAGAAACACGCACAGACA